Messenger RNA from Didymella exigua CBS 183.55, 2073 nucleotides. RefSeq lists its product as uncharacterized. The transcript has a single exon. Bases 1 to 2073 code for a protein of 690 amino acids. The record is from RefSeq and is a predicted model, not a curated record. Lineage: Eukaryota; Fungi; Ascomycota; Dothideomycetes; Pleosporales; Didymellaceae.
AUGCCAACAGAACUCGAGUACGAGAUCGAUGUCCCUUUUCGCGAUGCCAAUUAUGAGCCACUCGGCGAUGCCCUGUUUAGAUUGACGCUGAGUGAAGAGAACAAAGCUGAGAUCUUCGAGUAUGGGCUCUCAAGGCUCAGUCAAAGUCAGCAAGAAGCCUCCAAGAUAUUUCAGAAUCUUGCCAGAUGGGAUCCGACUACGAGAUUGAUGUUUGCUUCACGUUCUUCUUCUACUGUUCUCAACACGCCGUUCCGUCUCGUCUUUCCCAACGCUGAUUUGAGCUCUUUCGACGAGACCGGAUUGUACGUCCGCCAGUACAUGGUAGUAUCAUACUGUUGGCACUCGAAAGACUUCUUUCCCGAUGGCUACGAGAGACAUGGCGAUUGGCCUAUAAGCAAGCCAUUUGUGGACGCCAUCAUCGGCGAGAAAAAUCAUGCUCGAGUUGGCAUUUGGAUGGAUCAGCUAUGCAUCAACCAGGAAUCGCCGAUCGACAAACAGAAGUCAGUCGCAGCCAUGGAUGUCAUCUAUCGAUCUUGUCUGCGCCUUUUGGUUCUCCUUGAGGACGUGUACCUGGACGAGACAGAGGUCAAGCUGUUUGAAAAGUACGAUCUUUGCAAGGUGACCAAGUAUAAUCGAGCGUGGACACCUCCAGUCGAGGAUCAAGCGCCGCUUAAUGGAUUGCUCGCCAAGAUCGUUGCUGCUCGAUGGUGGCAACGAGCUUGGUGCUUACACGAGUUCAGUGUCAAUGAACCAUGGAGCGACAAAAGACAGUGCAACGAGAUUCAUAACGCCACCUUCAUUAUGAAUGGGCCACUGGGGUCGAUAGUAAGGGUUAAAUGGUGGACGCUAUUUCAUGUCGCGGGCAUGGCUCCCAACUUAGCGACGGACUGCCCGGGCAUGGAGAUCUUUAUGCCCGUUGACAAUUACAAAGACCGCGAACCUGGUUGGAGAAGCAGUCUCAUAGCGAGACACAAUCACGCCAGCAGGAAAGGGUGCUUGCUCUUGGCGGACAAGAUCAGCAUCAUGAUCAACAUGUGUGGAAUUGGCUUCGCUUAUCAAGGACCAGCGUUAGGGAGCACCGAUGAAGUGCUAUACAUCAGCACCCUGCUCGCCCUUGCAGCAGGAGAGACGUACCCGCUUACUCUGUUCGACAACAGAAUACCUGCAAGGCUGCUCGAGACUACAUCAUGGUUGCAGCGGCGCCUUACAGACGACCUGCAACACGAGCUGUUUGUCUCUCGAUUCAGACCCAGAAGUAUGAGCGGCAUCCAUCGCAUUUCCAUGCAAUACAUCGAACUAGACAUGGUCUUUCUUCCGGCUCCCGCCCGAUGGACCAAAGCGGCAGACACAGACAUCAGCAUCACCUACAGAAUCUUCCCUGAAACGAUUCCUACCACACGCUCUGCAACACACAGACCAUUGCAAGCGUCUUUUGAAACAGUGAGCCACCCAUAUGAGAUACUCGAUGAGCUGAGACGCAACUUCCUGGCCGGCUGCAUCAAAAACGGUUACUCCUUCACCGCUCGACUCUGGGCGCAGCUCGAGAGGGAUGUCGUAGGACCGAACUAUAAUCAAGGCCUAUACAAAGACUUGUCGUCAAAUCCAGUGCUACUCCCAGCCGCGCAAAGGCUCAUCGCACAGCUCCUGCCAGUCUCGACAUUACUGGGUGUUUUGUCUCCUCCCAGUUUUGCAGUCAAGGAUGCGCAACUCUUUCUCACCUGGCUGACCGACCCACGAUCAGUGUAUUACAUUGGCACCGAAACUAACUGUAUCCAAUGCUCAAUUGAUGGGGAAGUAGCCUUCAGUUCGAGCGCAAUGUUCAAUGAGAACUUCAAAUCCGGUUCGGUCGAGGAGCUGCGAGCUGCCGUUCCAACUGACCUGCUAGACGAGGGCUGUAUGCCUAUCAGGAUAUGGCUCCUAUGCCCGGGAGAAUCUGAGGAUGGCACAGAGAGGUGGAGGCUCGUGGGAAAGACCUUGUUGCUGGGUGACUCGGAUCUGAGGAAGGAGGCUAACGAGAGCAAGGGAAGGGAGGACGCCGUAGUGGAAAUAAGGAGGGUCGUUGUCGGUGGUUGA